This is a messenger RNA of Anolis carolinensis (green anole), 1531 nucleotides long. It is a transcript of the gene armc10, whose product is annotated as armadillo repeat containing 10. The transcript is spliced from 7 exons. NCBI's taxonomy places the organism in Eukaryota, Metazoa, Chordata, Lepidosauria, Squamata, Anolidae. Gene Ontology annotation, molecular function: protein binding. The coding region runs from base 81 to 1067 and encodes 328 amino acids. Gene Ontology annotation, cellular component: mitochondrion. The record is from RefSeq and is a predicted model, not a curated record.
UCCUGCGCGGGGCGCCCCCUGGCGGUGAUGCUGGACUUCCUGCCUGCCUGCCUGUUUUCUCUCCCUCCUUCGCCGCGGCCAUGCGGGACUCAGCCCUGAAAGCGGGCCUGGUGGGGCUGGCGGUGGGCGCGGGCGUGUGCUUGGCCCUCUAUGGCCUGGCUUCCAGGAGAAGGAGGCGCCGCAAGGGAGCUGACCCAGGGGAAAGGGAUCGAAGCGCCCUCUUGCGAGCAGCCUCUGGCAUCCCCUUGGUUUCCAGCUCUGGCCGGAGAGAGCAAGCAGGCAUGGACUUUCCAAACUCACCUCAUGUUUUGGAAACAGAUGAUGUACAAAAUCUAAUUUAUUUACUUGAGUCUACAAAGGAUGCUGCCAUUCAGGAACAAAUUCUGAUUACACUGAGCAACAGUGCUGCAUUUUCGAUAAAUCAAGAUACCAUUCGAAAUUUAGGUGGCCUCCCUGUUGUUGGAAAAAUGCUUUCAGUUCCUGUCGCUAACGUUAAAGAGAAAGCCCUGAAUGCUCUUAAUAACUUGAGUAUGAAUAUUCAAAAUCAAGAAGUGAUAAAGGUAUAUAUUGCCAAGGUCUGUGAGGAAACCUGUUCAGCUCCCUUGAACUCUGAACUGCAGCUAGCUGGGCUUCGGCUUUUAACUAAUAUGUCUGUUACCAAUAACUAUCACUACAUGAUGACUAGCUCCAUUCCAGGCUUUAUCAAUUUGCUUUCGGCAGGAAAUGAAAGAACACAGGUUCAGGUUCUGAAAGUGCUUGUGAAUUUGUCAGCAAACCCAGCUAUGACAGAACAUCUUCUUAAGGCUCAGGCAUCUUUUCUGUUAUCCCUGUUUGAUAGCUGUAUAAAAGAAGAUGUUUUGCUCAGACUCUUGGUAUUCGUCACAAACUUGACAAAGCAUAUGAAAAAGGACAAAAAUACUGUUAAUUACGAGUACAACGAGGAUUCAGUUUUUUCUGUUCUUUGGGGGGAUUCUACAGUGUGUGCUCAAAAACUGGCUUCCUUAUUCCACCAUCAUGAUGCAGAAGUCAGAUUACAAGUUGCAGCACUAAUAAGACAGCAAUGCUGACAUCACAGAUUAUAUUGUUAAGUCUCUCUUCAAAUCUGGAAAAUCCUUUAUGGAGGAUGUGGAUCCAAAUUUAGACUUGAAUAUAGCUAUUUGAUUAAAUAUGGUCUAUACUUUGGAGAAUCUCCAUCAAAAAUUACAGACAUGACCUUCUCAAUCCAAGAUCAACUGAAACCAAAAAACAUGGAGUUGAAGAUUAUUUUCAUGCAAUCUUUACAGGAUUAAAUAGACCAGGCCACACUUGGUCCUCCAGGCUUCUUGUCUAGAAUACAAGCAUCAAUAAGACAAAAGAACAACAUGCUUGAAAGUGGGAAUUCUGUGAAUGUAUUUCAACUAGCAUGUUUCUUGGGAGUAAAGGAUUUUCCAUGUUGUUAGCCUGGACUGUAUGUUUGUUUAUACAUGGAAUCAAUCAGAAAUACACUUCAUUGUAUUUAAAAUCAUGCCUUUAAUAAAUUUUUACACUGUCA